Gambusia affinis (western mosquitofish) is the source of this 708-nucleotide messenger RNA. RefSeq lists its product as uncharacterized. The transcript is spliced from 3 exons. NCBI's taxonomy places the organism in Eukaryota, Metazoa, Chordata, Actinopteri, Cyprinodontiformes, Poeciliidae. The record is from RefSeq and is a predicted model, not a curated record. Gene Ontology annotation, molecular function: calcium ion binding; transition metal ion binding. Gene Ontology annotation, cellular component: perinuclear region of cytoplasm. The coding region runs from base 178 to 453 and encodes 91 amino acids.
UCUCUCAGGCACACGCCCUGUGACAACGAAAAGAAAAAAAAAAGUUGGCUGGAGUGGAGGUUAAAUCACGGAAAAGAUAUGCGCUGUUGGUUAAUCUGGUGAGGAGGAUCUGGAAGAAGGAAAGAGAGCAGUUCCUGAGAGUUUCUGUUCACUUCUUGUUUCCUGCGCGUUAGAGAUAUGGAGUCAGCCAUUAAGACCAUAGUGACAACAUUUCUUAGUUCUGCCAGAGGGAAAGAGAACCUCGACAGUAAAACCUUCCAGAAAAUGGUGAAGAGCCAGCUCAGCGGCGUCAUGGAGGACACAAACAGUUCUUCUGCUAUCAAGGAGAUGCAACAGGGCCUGGAUAGCGACAGCGACGGAAAAGUCAACUUCCAGGAAUAUCUCUCACUGAUUGGCUACAUUGCCAACAGUAUGAGCCAGAGCAAGUCUGAACCAACAGCAAACUCGUCAUAGGAGCAGAGGUCUUCACCAGAUCUUCAAACAAAAGUGCAUCCUCUUCUUUCUAAAGUCGAAACAUUCCAGCCAUUAUGUAUACUUUUUCUCUUCAUCAGAAGUCAACAGUCAUUUUACUGCAUUGCAAUGUUUUUUUGUUUUUUUUAAAUUCAUCUUUACAGUUUCAUACAUUAAAGUUCUCUCAGUUGGUCCUUUUUGUAUAACCGUGUAAAGAAAACAUGAGUAAAAAAAUAAAGACUUUGUAUUAAAACUGGA